CGGGUUAGGUUUAGCGCUCUUCAGUCUUCGGAGAUAAAUAAAACUGCAAAAUCAUGGCUGACAAUUCUCAACAGGAGAAAAUCGAACAAUUUACUAACCUUACCGGCGUUGAUGCUGACAGAGCAAAGUUUUACCUUGAGUCAUCUGGAUGGAAUAUAGAGCUAGCGGUUGCUAGUUUCUAUGAGCAUGGUGAGGAUGAUGAUGAUGUACAAGUCCUAGAUGCACCACCCCCCGAGGAGGAUGUAUCUAUAGUGGAACCACCCCCUCCCCAAAGAACAGGGGCCACAAAAUCACGGUUUGGCACUAUCUCCGGUCUCACACAAAGUGACAGUGACAAUUCUGAUUCAGAUGAAAAAGGACAAGCAUUUUAUGCGGGGGGCUCAGAACAUAGUGGACAGCAAGUGUUAGGACCACCAAGGAAAAAAGAAAGUGGGAAGAAAAUUGUGGACAAUCUGUUCAAAUCAGCAAGAGAACAUGGAGCUGAGGAAGUUGGGGAGGGCUCAGAAACACAGACCCAGGGUGCCAGUCGCUUUGCUUUCCGUGGAGCUGGAUACAAACUGGGGGAAACAGAAGAUGACCCUGUCAGUGUAAUACAGGGGAAACCCAUAGAAUCAGAGAAAAGACAGGUUGAUAUGGUGCUUAAGUUGUGGAAAAACGGAUUCAGUGUUGAUGACGGGCCUCUUAGAGAUUUUCAGGAUCCGGCCAACAAAGAAUUCCUAGACGCUGUCUCAAGGGGGGAGGUUCCAAGGGAGCUAAUUAGCAGAGGGAAAGAAGUUAAUCUCAACAUGGAAGAUCAUCGCACUGAAGACUUUGUCCAACCCAAAGUCACAACCAAACCUUUCACAGGGGCCGGCCAUAUGUUGGGAAGCCCAGCACCAACAGUUGUCCGAUCUCCGAGCUCAUCGUCCAGUAAUUCCGCGUCCACGGAGGAAGCAGCAAAACAGGAGGUCAAGGUCAAUGACAAGGCCCCAACAACAAAUCUCCAGGUCCGUCUGGCCGAUGGGUCACGGUUAGUCAUAAAACUGAAUCACACACACCGAGUGAGAGACAUCAGGAAUUACAUCACAACAGCCCGUCCAGAGUAUGCCUCAUCAACCUUUGUCCUGUUGACCACUUUCCCAAACAAAGAACUCUCAGAUGAAAAUCAAACUUUAGCAGAUGCCAAACUAUUAAACGCAGUCAUAGUGCAGAGACUCAAGUGAAUUUGAUGAAUUUGACCAGUGACUCAAUGAUAUUGCAUCCAGUUAUCUCCCUUAAAGUGCGACAUUAAAUACAAAUUCAAAAAAAAAUAUUAUAGCUUAGAACUCUUUAUCUCAAAUAAUUUUGUUUUAUUUCAGCAAAUAGUUAAAAAUUGUUUUUAAAGUUUCAAAGUAAGAUGAUAUUGCACUUGGAAACAAACGUUUUGUGAUUUUGAUGUCUGAGGUCAGUUAUUAUUGUGGUACAUGUUUGUUUGUGGUCUUGGUCUUAUAAUAAGAUGAGGAUCCUUAAAAACUUGUUGAUAAACUUGAAAUUUUG
Molecule: messenger RNA, 1515 nt
Organism: Saccostrea cuccullata (small rock oyster)
Lineage: Eukaryota; Metazoa; Mollusca; Bivalvia; Ostreida; Ostreidae
Product: NSFL1 cofactor p47-like
Exons: 10
Coding region: 54-1202 (382 amino acids)
Biological process (GO): proteasome-mediated ubiquitin-dependent protein catabolic process; membrane fusion; autophagosome assembly
Cellular component (GO): cytosol; nucleus
Molecular function (GO): ubiquitin binding
Source: RefSeq, a predicted model, not a curated record